UGGGACCCGAACAAAAAGAUUAACCAACAAAACACCCGACGAGGACGACGACGACGACAACGAGGCCACCGGAGAUAGGCCAUCCAUCACCUUGGUGUCCGAAGCAAAGGACGUAAUACAUUCGUUUAUCAGUGAGCGGCUGGCUGCUGGAUCGGAACACGCUACAUUGGAAUUUGGUCACAAAACAAAAACAUCAUUGGCAGCCGGAAUUUGAAAGGGCUGCAGAGCAUUUGCGACCGACACGAGAAGACGGAACCUUUCAAGCCGAACCGACCUUUUUUAACGACCGACCGACCUCUAUACGAUAGGAUCAGAACCAACACAUCUUCCGACUAAUACAUUCCGCAUUCUUGGUGCUUCCGACUUGAGUCACAUGUCUUCGAAAAAGGGCUCAAUUGAAUCAUCUCUACCGACGCCUCGCUCUACACUCGUACUCGUACCCCAACAAGCGCCAACUUUUCGGUGGAAAUCAGGGUUGGGCCAUACUUGAUCGCUUUUGGCGGAGCUUUUCGCUCUCGCUCCCUUGGCCGCGUCUUGAGGACGCGGACUCGCAAUAGCGAAACUUGCUCCAUAUUUACACGACUCGGAUCUCAGAACUAUUGACUCGCCGCCAUGUUACGGCCGGCUACGCCUCUAGCGGUUCUGCUUGCCGGAGCGUUUGGCCUGUUGUUGAUUUCGGUCUUGUCGACACCCAUCAUCAAAGCCAUCCCGCUCGGCGAGUACGUUGGCGUGACGUUUGGUGUUUUUGGGUAUUGCAUCAACAACAACGCAAGAUGUAGCCCCAUCGAGAUCGGCUACGACGAAGGCUUGGCCGCCGCGCUGGCCGAGAAGAAUGCCAACUUCGACCUCCCGAGCCAGGCGAGACGCACACUUUCAACCAUUCUCAUCAUCCAUCCCGUCGCCGCGCUCGUAACUCUGAUCAUGUUCAUCAUGUCGAUCGUUGCGCACUUCCAUUCGCCAUCGCACUCUGCGAGAUACCUUCUCAUCGUCUUUAUCGUGGGCCUCCUCAACUUUUUUAUUUGCCUGCUUGCCUUCCUGGUCGACGUUUUGCUCUUCGUUCCCCACAUGGCUUGGGGUUCAUAUCUGGUUCUAGCAGCCACAAUUUUGGUUGCGCUCAGUGGACUAGUUGCUUGUGCGAUGCGGAGGACGUUGGUCUCGAGAAAGGCUAGGAAAAAGCGCAUCGAAGAGAACGCUGAGAUGAGCGGCGAGAACUUUUACAACCGCCAAGCACAGCAAGUCACGCCCCCAGCAGAGGACAAGCCGACUGUUCCCAAUCUCAGUGGCGCCAACGGCGAGGGUGGUGACAAAUUGCCUAGCUUUGCAACUUACGAGAAGCGGGACGAUCUGGGCAGCGAAGAUAGGGUUCCUUUGACCGCCAACAGCCCGGCCAACCGCUCCCCCAAUGCGCAGUAUAAUGACCCGAACCGACCGGACGGGCAGUUCAACCAACCUCGCAGGACGCCCUCGGGCAGGGAUCAGUACGGAAACCCGAUCGAAGGACCAAUGGAUGCGUAUGGUGUGCAAAGAGCUCCGUCUGCGGAGCGCAUGAACCCUGGUGCUCGAGGCGGUUACAGAGGCCGCGGUUACGGUCCACCAGGAAGGGGCGGAGGUUACGGGUAUGGUCCGCCACCUGGCAGCCGAGGAGGCUAUGGGCCCCCAGGCCGUGGUGGAUAUGGACCCGGUCCAAAUGGCAGGGGAGGAUACGGACCGCCUCCAAGAGGUGGCUAUGGUCCGCCAAUCAGAGGCCGUCCGCCACCACCUGGUUACCAAUAUGAUAGGAGAGGCUCCCCGGCAGAGGCAUACGGCCCACCACCGGGACAGGGACCGUAUGGACAGAGACAACAAUCCCCAGGGCCUCCCUCGGCGCCUGGCUACGGUAUGAAUGGUUCAACGCCAACAGUCUCGUCCGCUGCGUAUGGCCACCAACACACACCUUCAGAUGAUCUACCGAGAGCGGAAUCGCCCCCUCCACUGCCUGGAACAGAGCCUAUGCAGCUAGUAGGGCAGGCGGUCGCGAUGGAUGCCAGCACAGGUAGUCCCCCGAUGCCUCAGAAUGGCUUUGCCCCAAUGCCACCAAACCGCUUCGGGGGUGGCCAACAGUUCCGAGAUAGCGAUGCCGACAUACAGGGGAUGGUAGGGCUCCAGCAGGGUAUCUCGCCUGCGGGUCAACAAACCCCACCGCAGCAAAAUCAGACUCUCACAAGCGAGCCGAAACGCUACAACCAGGAAGGAGCCCAAUACGUACCCGCACGGCAAAAUUGGAACGAUCAGCGCAGCAAAACCCCUGGUGCAGAGAGCGUAAUACACCCAAGCAUGAUGCCACAGCCCCUCAACGCAUCGAGAACUGAUCUUUCUAUGGCGAGGAACUCACCUGGACCUGUGGGUGCUCCGGCAAGGUCACGCACUUCGGAAUACUACGAGGAUAUAGCUCCGAGGUUCGCUACCCCUGAUCCCUCAUUACGUGGGACUCCAGUACCAGGACAAGCUGGUGGGGGGAUACCACCGCCCAUAAACCUCCCUGCCGGUGCGCCAGAUUUUGACGAGAUGCCGGAUGGCUCCCGGAGUCCGGCUGCCUCAGAGAGGUCAACUUUCACUAGCAUUUCACAGCGGGGUAUCAACCCCAGGUGGAACCCACCGCCGCCGUCUAUGAUGCCUGGCUACGGACCAGCGCCACAACGGCGACCAAACCGCAAUGAUAUGCUGCUGAACAGCAAUCCGGAUUUCGAGCUACCUACCAAUCGAGGAGGUAGGGGUGGCAGCCCGCCCAGGGCACCAGGGACGUCGAUGAUCCCUGGUAGCGCUUAUCCUAACGGUCGAUUGUAGGACACAAGUGACCGUUGGUUACCAUGUUGAUACAGAUUCGGCACAAAUAUCCCACACUAUAUCCCUUCGCUUUACGACUCCAUUUCCUAUAGCUUUAUUCACACAUUCGAUUCCUCGUUUCUCCCCAGCCCUAGGCCGACUUGCUCCGGGCCAAACACAUUAUUAUAUACAAAGGUCGGCCUUGUUUUUUUUUAUGCCGUUUUGCGCACCGCCGUACCGCUUUCAAUAUUGGUGGAUGGCAAUUUGCAUCCCCGCAAAAGAGUUGGGAUGUUCAAAAUCCCGCUACUAAAAUUCGAUUCAAAUUUUCCUUUCUCGUCCAUACUCAUAUUUAUCACUUUUGGCCUCUCAUAUAACGGAGUUUUCUUUUUCUUUGUUUACCCAGUAUAUCUUUUCGUUGUCUUUUCUCUUGCUGCUUUUUUUUUUCUUUCUCUUUUCUUUUCACAUUUUGGUAUAUAGGUGGAGUUGUAUGUCUUGUUGGAUACUCGAUAGAGAGUGGCCAUGGUGCGGAAGUUUGUUUUUCUUGUUGGAAACGGAGACCCGUUUAGGAUGAGCGCGGUUGGAGAGCUCGAGUGGAAAGAGGAUGGUGGGAAAGAAUAACCGAGAUUCGGUUAUGUAACUGGGCCUUUAAUGUCUACCUGGCCCCAAGGAGUCUUCUUGAUCUAAUACGUUGGGCCCGUCGUUGGAAGAGAGAGUGUGUGUUUGAGUUCGCUGGUAGUCUUGUAUGGCUCAAGAUGGGUUGUCUGGAGAAUUUCAAGACAAUAUGAGACAUGGGAGCCGGCAGCAUGUAGCUAGGGAGUAGGCUUGUGGGGAUGAGAUGAAAAGAAACAAGAAAUAAUCAACAACGACUGUUAGCAGCGUGAAAGAA
Pyricularia grisea is the source of this 3688-nucleotide messenger RNA. RefSeq lists its product as uncharacterized. Lineage: Eukaryota; Fungi; Ascomycota; Sordariomycetes; Magnaporthales; Pyriculariaceae. The record is from RefSeq and is a predicted model, not a curated record. The coding region runs from base 613 to 2823 and encodes 736 amino acids. Gene Ontology annotation, cellular component: plasma membrane; cell division site; growing cell tip. The transcript has 3 exons.